This is a messenger RNA of Nasonia vitripennis (jewel wasp), 1551 nucleotides long. Its product is annotated as solute carrier family 66 member 2. Bases 520 to 1257 code for a protein of 245 amino acids. Gene Ontology annotation, cellular component: trans-Golgi network; endosome. Lineage: Eukaryota; Metazoa; Arthropoda; Insecta; Hymenoptera; Pteromalidae. The record is from RefSeq and is a predicted model, not a curated record. Gene Ontology annotation, biological process: phospholipid translocation; retrograde transport, endosome to Golgi. The transcript has 4 exons.
AAUCAACAGAGAGCGCACCGUAUAUAUGUAUAGGUACCUAUCGACAUUCCACGCACCACCUUGUAAGUAUAGGUACUAUUUUGUGCAUAAGUGUCUGGUGCAUGUACCGCGCAGCAAACUCAAAAUUUCAUCGAAAAACCAAGCGCGCUGAUGAAUCAGCAGUACAGUUCGUCGCAAAUGGCGCGACAAAGAGGAGCACUGGACGAACCCGCCAACCUCGAACUCACCUGUGAAAAAUGAAUAAUUCCGAGGACAUCAGCUGCGGAGCCUGAUAAGCUGCUAGGUUUGGCCACUAGAAAAUCCAAGAUUGCUGGAAAAUGAUCAAAUUGAUAAGGGCAGCAGAGCGAAUAUGAGGAGUGAGUGCGCUUAUAAUGACAUAACCUAGAGCCUAACUAUCGAAUGUCGCGUGGCGUUUCUUCGCUCCUGGCACAAAGCGCGAUCGCUAAACAACAUUACUUGUUGCUUCCAAAAUUGCGCACCUAGUCCAGCUAUCAUAAUCGGUGACUCCAAACUCUUAAAAUGCUAGAGACCUGGGAGGAGUUGAAUAUUGAGAAUGUGGCAGGAUGGGUAGCAUCCGCUACUAUGAUUUUUGGUGGAGUUGUACCUUUUAUACCUCAGUGUAGGGAGAUCAAAAGAAAAGGAGAUACGGAGGGUUUUUCUUUGUAUGUCUGCUUAACAUUGUUGAUUGCCAAUACUUUACGUAUAUUAUUCUGGUUUGGGAGGCAUUUUGAGUUACCAUUACUCUUUCAAAGUAUUCUAAUGAUAGCCACAAUGUUCUUUAUGAUCAGAGUUUGCGUCAAUAUUAGAAGUAAACAGCAGAUAACUAAGCAAAAAGAUAGAGUGUUUACUGAUUUCGACACUAAGUUCUUUUGGAAAUGGACAGACUUCCAGUCUUAUGUAGACUUCAUGCUGCUCUUUGCCUUCGUGGGAACUGUGAUGAUGUACCUUUUAAUAGAUAUUCCAAUAUUUGUUGAAUCAAUUGGAUUACUUGCUCUAUUAACCGAAGCAAUGCUAGGUCUUCCACAAUUUAUCAGGAAUUUUAUAAAUAAAUCUACAGAAGGAAUGAGCAUUGCAAUGGUCAUCAUGUGGACCAUGGGAGAUACAUUCAAGACUUGUUACUUCAUACAACGUAGCGCUCCAGUACAAUUCCAAAUCUGUGGAGUUCUUCAGAUUUUAAUAGAUUUAACAAUACUUGCUCAAGUUCAUCUUUAUCGAAAUAACAUACUAUUGAUUAGGUCAUCUGGUAGAAUAGAUUAAGAAGUUUUGGCUAACCAACACAGAAAAAGAGAAAUUGUAUAUAUUUUCGUUUUUGAACUAUUUGUUUGAUGAUAAGUCCUAUUCUAUGUUUAAGGAGAAUGUAUUUUUACACAGUCAUUUGAUUAAAUUUUAUGAAUAUUUUUAUCAACUAUCGUAGUAUUUACCUUCUCUAUCUCGUCAUGUCAUUGUUUGCAAGUAAAAAAUACUAGUCUUUUUAUGAUAAAAAACAUCAUAAAUGAAUUGUAAAUGUAAACUAUAAUUUAUAUUAAUAAUUAAAUUAAUGACUUAUAAAUC